CGCUGAAGGCCCUCGUCCUGCCGCCCUCCAGCAGUAGACCCAAAGGAGUGCUUUGAUUAAAUAAGUCUCAGCUCCUACGGAACCUGCAGGGGACUCUCCCGGCAAGGACAGGGGCCCCUGAACGCCGCUACUCCAUUGCUAGAUCCGCCUUUUCUUAUUGACCUUUUACAAUAAGACAAAAAUGCUUAUGCGAAAGCUGGCUUCGAUUCCGGCCUGCACCGGCCGGAACCCUUUGCCGGUCGUGCCGAGUGUCGCGCCUCGCGCGCGACAGCUGACCGCUGCUGCUCCUGUGGCAUCGAGAGUACACCAACAGCUCCUAGCUCCUGCUCGUGCGGGGCCUCCAGCGCUUGUGUAUGCGGAGGGCUACAAGGAGGUCGAGGAGCUUGCAGGCGCGCGCGUCGUGGUGGAGUCGGAUCCCCCGCGCGUCGAGUACCUAGUGAAAUGGAAGGACGGAUCUGACAGCACCUGGGAGGUGGCUGCGGACCUGUCCGAGGACCUGGUGCGCGACUUCGAGGAGAAGUGGUGGGCGGCGGCACGCAAGGCUGACGUGGAUGCCAUGAUCAAGAUGCUGGGCGGCGGCCGCGAGCUGCUGGCGCACGUGGUGGACGAGAACAGGCGCAGCGCGCUCCACUUCGCCGCCGCGCUGGGCUCCGCCGAGUGCACACGGCUGCUGGUGGAGGCGGGGGCGGAGCUGGACCUGCAGGACAAGGAGGGCUACACGCCUCUUCACAUGGCCGCCGGCUACAUGCACACGCCCUCCAUGGCGGUGCUGCUGGAGGCGGGCGCCAACCCCGAGAUAAAGGACAACACAGGCCGCGACGUGGUGAACCUGAUUGAGAACCUGCGGGCCUCCAUGCCGCUGUCCAUGGGCAGUGUGCAGCGCAUCCUGCAGCUGGAGGAGGUCAAGAACUGCCUCACGGACAGGCUGUACGACGAGGUGGAGCCGGGCAACGUGCUCAACUGCCGCGCCACGCCCGACGGCACCGGCCGCGAGUUCCUGGUGUCGUUCGGCGACGGCCGCGACGACGAGUGGGUGCCGGAGCGCAACGUGUCUGCGGACGUGCUGGAGGACUACCUGGCGGGGCUGGAGUACGCGGUGGCGGAGGAGGUGCUGGACGUGGUGCAGGUGCGCACGGAGCGGCGGUUCAAAAUCCGCUGGUCGGACGGCUACCCGACCUCCUGGGAGCCCGAGGAGCACGUGCCGCCCGAGCUGAUCCAGCUCUUCGCCGCGCAGCAUCCCGAGCUGUUCGCGGCGCGCACCAGCGCAGAGGCGGCCGCCGCGCCCGACGGCUGGGCGCAGGUGGAGUACGAGACGCAGUCGUCCCCGGUGGCGGCGUACGCGCAGCCGGCGGCGGCGUCAGGCAACGGCGCGGCGGGCAACGGCGCGAGCGGGAGCAACGGGAGCAGCGAGAGCAGCGGGAGCGGGAAUGGGAUAGGGUCAUCGCAGCGUGAGGCGGUGGGUGCCGCGAGGUAGAGGGCAGGUCCGGGGCCUGGGGGCUGAGGGCUGAGGGCUGGGGCCGGGGGGUGGGGAGCUUGGUGGCUGAGGUGAGGGGCGGGGGCUGGAGAUGGCGAUGGAGUGAGGCGGACAAGCUGUGUGUGUAUGGGCAUAUCAUUACUGCAGUACGGUAUGUGUGUUGGCUAGGUCACAACGGCUGCCGGGAUGAGGCGGCGGCGGUGCGGGCGCGGGGUUUCACAGCUUGUCACUUGCGCCUGCAGGACGGGGGGGGGGGCGAGUGGCACGGACGUUGACGCGGAUGGCCGACGGCGCUAGAUUGUCGAGUGCAGAGACUGUUUCGAACGACGGGCGAGUCAGUUGUGCGUGGCAAAGGCCAAUCGCGCGUGCACUGGGUUAGGCAGGGCGACUGCACGAGCACACAUCGGCGACUGCUACUUCGGUGUGUACAUGCGGGCGGGCUGCACGCACCUGCAGCCGGGAGUAGGUGCGACGAGGCUGGACAGGGCUGGACGCCAUUUGAGAAGAUAUUUGAAUCAUCACACUGACAGAUAGGCUGAUGGAGUGACGAGGUGGUGACCCGGAUGCGCAAGUAGCUUGCGCCGAUGGCGGCCGACAGCGCCGGCCGACAGCGGGUGGGCAGACAGUCCCCGGGGGCAGUCCGGCGGCGGCGCAGCGCUGUGUGUGUAUACGGUAUGUGUAUAGCUUCUGUAGUUCUGUAGACUGGUGCGCAAGCGUGCGCAGCUUUAAGUGCUGGAGAUAAGCUGACGGGGGCGAGGGGGCUGACCGCUGACGAGGCCCCGGGGACACGGCGAUUGCUAUGCCGAGGCCGCUUGCGCUUCCCUGAGCUGCGC
This is a messenger RNA of Chlamydomonas reinhardtii, 2307 nucleotides long. RefSeq lists its product as uncharacterized. Lineage: Eukaryota; Viridiplantae; Chlorophyta; Chlorophyceae; Chlamydomonadales; Chlamydomonadaceae. The transcript has 10 exons. Bases 182 to 1474 code for a protein of 430 amino acids. Gene Ontology annotation, molecular function: protein binding. The record is from RefSeq and is a predicted model, not a curated record.